This is a messenger RNA of Seminavis robusta, 576 nucleotides long. The record is from the annotation of a GenBank genome assembly. NCBI's taxonomy places the organism in Eukaryota, Bacillariophyta, Bacillariophyceae, Naviculales, Naviculaceae.
AUGCACCAUCCAUUCUUACGGACAGUUAUCCAUGUCAUCCUUCUGUUGCUCAGUAGUUUUGUACUAUGCGAAGGUCGUCAUGCCGUGAUCUUUGACAUUGACGGCACACUCACUCCGGAUUUGUUUCAGAUUGGCCACUGGCUGGUGAGAAAAAAGUCCAAAGAUGCCGUCGAGGCCUAUCUGGAUCUUGGAUACGAAGUAGUCUUGUUGACGGCACGUUCUCAGAGGCUGCAAUGGUACACUCGGGCCGUCUUGUCCAUGUGGGGUUUCCCCCUCGAGGAUCUGACUGCCAUGGUGUUUGCUCCUCACGCAUUGGUCAACGAGGAAGCCACACGCGAGUACAAGCGCAUGGCCAUUCAGAACAUGACGGAAGUGUUGGGGUUGGAGUUUCAGUACGCUUACGGAGAUAGCACUACCGAUUUCUUGGCGUAUGGAGAUGCAGGGAUUGAUUCGUCCCGUGUGUUUGCCACCAAGAGACUGACACGAUCCACUUGCAUGCCAGGAAAUUGGACCGAGUGCUUGGUAGAUUAUACAGAUCAUUUGAUGUACAUUGAAGAACUGCCAUUGGCGUUGUGA